Molecule: messenger RNA, 744 nt
Organism: Nicotiana tabacum (common tobacco)
Lineage: Eukaryota; Viridiplantae; Streptophyta; Magnoliopsida; Solanales; Solanaceae
Source: RefSeq, a predicted model, not a curated record
AUGGCAAGAACAAUAUUGAUCGAUAGUGGGAUUGCUAAGAACUUCUGGGCUGAAGCUAUCAACAUUGCCUGCUACUUGGUGAAUAGGUGCAUGAUCAGGUCUCUCUUGAACAAAACUCCCUAUGAGUUGCUGAAUAGAAGGAAGCCCAAGAUCAGCUUGGAAAGUUUGAUGCCAAAAGUGAUGAAGGAAUCUUUCUGGGAUAUUCUUCUCAAAGUAAAGCCUAAAAGGAAAAAGGCAAGGCUAAUGGUACAAGGCUACAAUCAGGAGGAAGGAAUUGAUUAUGAUGAGACAUUUGCUCCGGUUACUCGCAAGGAAGCUAUAAGAAUCCUCAUUGCCUUUACAUCAUACAUGGACGAAUCUGGCUCUUCUGUAAAUCAAACAAUGUAUAGAGGCAUUAUUGGAUCUCUCCUCUAUCUUAAUGCAAGCAGGCCAUAUGUUGUUUUUAGUGUGGGACUAUGUGCAAGGUUUCAGUCAAAUCCUAAGGAAUCUCACUUGAAGGCUGCCAAAAAAAUCCUAAGAUAUCUUAAGGCAACACAAGUCCUGGUUCUAUACUACACUUCAGGUGAUAAUUUUAAUCUUAUUGGGUAUGUUGAUGAUGAUUAUGCAGGUUAUCGUGUGGAUAGGAAAAGCACAUCCGGAAUGGCUCACUUCUUGGGAUCAUGUCUUAUCUUAUGGGGCACAAGAAAGCAAAAAUCAGUAUCUCUUUCAAUAGCUGAAGCAAAAUAUGCCGCUACAUCCUCCUGA